AAACGCUUUUAGCGUUGUCCUCGCAACCAAACUCAUGCGUGAGGUGCCUUUAUUAAGCAAGUACGAGUACCAAAUACAUGGAAAGUAUUAUCGGAACAAUUUCGUGGUGCUGCUUGAUCAUCAUGGAACUGUUUAUGAUUCUCGAUGUCUUCGGUCGGACACAAAAAAGUCGAGGAAUACCGAGGAAGAUACAUCCUGGCCAUCAUAUUACUGAGAGUGACGUCAUCGCGAACUUCUCCAAAGUUUUAGGCAAACGUACUUUCAUCGUGAUGUUACUUCUGUUUGUCGUUAGAAGAAUGAUCUAUUCUCGAAAAAUUCGAUCCUUCGAUUGCACCAUGAAAACUGCAGACUCAAACCUCUGUCAUUAAGCUGUAAACAUCAGAAUGCAACAAGAUCUGCUAGUGGGAGUUGACGAGAGUCGUUUAUAUUGGACGAGCACGAGAGUCGGCUACUACAGCUGAGAAUCGUCUAGAGUUGACGAGUUGACGAGAACGAGUAGACGAGAGUUGUCCGAUUGUCAGAUUGUCAAAAAUAACGUUCGUACUCGUACCUAGUCUCAACGUAGUCGUCGCAAAGGCAUCUUUCUUAAAACGAGAGGAGUGUUGCCGGAGUAGUAGACACAUCCUGUUGUAGUUCUUUUCAAAACAUUGACAUUGACAUGAUCCUCGUUGAUCAUUAAAAUAACUCAAAUCAGUAAUACCUCCAACCAUUACCGCCCAACCAAAGAAAUAUAGGAAAAAUUCGUAUCCUGAUUUUGUGUCCGUUUCGGAGUCCUGCUAUCAGAACCACACGUUUCGCUCAAACGUUACCCCAAUCGUUUAUAAACUUCUUCUUCUGCAGCUACUUCUCUGUGAUCGUACAGAAUUUCCUUUCUAAAAGAAGUGAUCAACGUCAAUCACAAGAACUUCAACAGCACAUCAUCAACAACAUUAUCACCAUCAAGCAAGAGUACAAGAGCAAGAUCAACUACAUAGAGGUACCAAGAGUAGAACAACAUCAGCAACAUAGACAUUAUCCGCAUCAAGAACAAGGGCUGGCUACAAGAACAACGAGAGCUACAACAAGAUGUUGGCUCCUCGUCGCAAAAACAUGUUGUUUGCGGUCGGUUUGGCCGCCUUGGCGGUCAAAGGAGUGAUGGCCGGAGAUGCUGGUGAUGUGUUCAGACAUAACGUUACGGCUCAAUAAUGUUAGUAGAAGCAAGAAAGUAUUUAGUAGAAGCACUCACUCCGACUCCAUGUUUUUAUAUAUAGAGAUCAGCGAUACAACGACAGAGCUUUAUAAAAAAUGAACGAGUCAAUCGUCUCGGUUCCAGCGUUUCUCUCCAAAGGAAAAAUGCAGGCAAUUUCCCCACAAAGAUCCCCUUCUCCUUCUUAGGACAAUUUUUGGGCGAAUAAAUGAAGAGAACAAGAGUAAGUGAAGGGGUUUUGAGCUCUAAUGACGGGCUCGAAUUUGCACUCAAGGUAAGCGAGCCUAAGGAACCGGCUAAGCCGGCGGAGGGCGCGGCUGCGCCCCCGGCACCAACUACCCAAGACUUCACCGUCACUAUCAAGGUACUAUGUAUAUGUAUAUUGUUUAUAAUGCUUCGUACUAAUAUGAUUUUUGAAAAUAGUUAUGAUAAUUUUUAUUCGACGAACGUUCAGUUCAGUAGUUGUAGAAACAGAAACAAACAGAAGCAGAACGAUGUUACCUUCUUGUCCCAUAGUAUAAAGAUCCCAUGCAUAGAAUGUAAGCACCUGUCAUCUUCUCUUCUGAGGGUGCAGAGCAUCGCAUAGCCUAGAGACUGGUAUGCUAGCCAGUGAUAGACUCCAUGAUGAUAAUCCCAGGGAAAAGCGGUUCCCGGUGGGAAGUAUACAGCACCGAAGAGUGGGAACCCUGGAGUGUAUGAAUUUCCGAACACGGCAGAGACUCAUUAUGGAGGCAUUUUCUUGUUAUAGAUCCUACUAGAUAACAAGUAGAAGAGUACAUACAACUACAACUAUAACUGAGAACAACUACAUCUUCAACGAUAAAUGUUAAUAUGAUGAAAUUACUUACGAUAUAGACGAAGACAAGGAAAGGUUCUUUAUUUCGAAGUGCAGAUGUUGACUCCGUGAUUUGAAGUUCUUUGGAAAACAUGAUAUUCGACGAAAAAUAAGUCUCUUUUGCUUUUAGCGAAACUUGCCCCUGUGGGUGGCCAGAAACUGAGGCCGCUCUUUCAGUAGCCCCAGGAUACAAAAAAAAAAGAAACUUUUUCUGAAAUCUCCAAAUCCAAACUUCUUCUAAUUUUGGGGGCUGAAGCUGCCGACGCUGAAGGGUGAGCAGACGAAGAGGAUGUUCGGAAAGGCUAUUUCGUUUGGCACAGACAACAAGGCGCAGGAGUGGUACUCCUUCAACGGGUAUAUUUACUUAAGGCGCAAUAGUACCUGGAAACUUACUUCAACGGGUAUGUAUAUAUACUAAAGUCAGACCACUUCAACGGGUAUAUAUACUAAAGUCAGACCACGUCUCUACGGUCAUCAUGAACGAUGGUGACGACAGAGACAACAGCACGCAGCGUCAUUUCUUCAGAGUGCGUUAUUUCUACGAGUCUAGCGCUGUGCCAUGUGACGCGGAGUCCACAUGCCCAGUCACUGACUCCUAACCUAUUCAUUUCUACGAGUCAUGUAUCCACGCUAGACAACUCGUAGAAAUGAAUAGGUUAAAUUGAAGUUACCUCUAUUCUAUGAAUAGGGUACUAUCCAACAUUUUUCUCCUAUGCUACAAUCCAUGAAGGGGCUACUUUCCAUGAAGAUGAUAGGCUACUAUAGACUUCGGACAACAUAGGAGAGUAGCUUCUUAGUCCUUGAAAGUGAGCCUUCUUAGGACAAUAAUUGAGAGUAAAUAAGGAAGGGAACUUCUAGAAGCUAGAAAUGAACUUUGAUCAUCUUCAUGAUCAAACUAGAUGAAACUAUUCAUGUAAAUUAAAUGAACAGCUGCUCAUCUAAUUUACUUGUUCGUCAAGCUGGUCUGCGUUUUGACUCCGGCAAUGUUUUUCGCCAUGCCCGCGCAACCGUUUCUCGAGAAAAUGCAAGGAGGAGCUGACGUCGAGUUCGAUUUGCCGCCGACACCUAUUUUUAAGGAUUAUCAUUGUGACUACGUAGAUUACUUAGGCUAGGUUGUACUUGUGGGUCUAAAUAAUACCAGGAUUUCUACUUCGCCUUCGGUUAGGUUCUACUUGAGUAUUAUCAUUUUUGACUACUUAGGUUAUACCAGGAUCACUAGCAGACGUAAUUGCAGGCUACUGAAGAGUCAUCCAUAGCUUAGGUUACAGUUCCAUCACUUUGAAUGCUAGAUCAUAGAAGUAGGCACCAUGCUAGAUAGAAGUGGACCACGCUACACCGAGUGGCCUCAGACAUAGAUGCGUAAUGCUCGAUACAAGUAGGCACCAUAAUGCUACACAGUACAAUCACAAGUAAAUGUAAAUGCAUCAUCUUCAAACAAGACGUCCUGCUCUAAUUUUUUUGGCGCGUUUUGGCAGACGAACGUGUUUUUGGUCAUGUUCCUGGUCCUGGAGGAAACGCCAGAAAUGAUCGUACAAUAUAUAUUGGUCGUACCUCUAGACUACCAGCAUGUUUAUUCUUUUUACGCUUGACGUUCUUUGUCACGCCGGAGAGGGUCGCACCACUAGACUACCGACAUGUUUAUGUUUUUUACGCUUGAUGUUCUUUGGAACACCACCGGAUAUGAUCAUCAUAUUUAUAUAUGAUCCAUGGCGCGAGGCGACGCCACCCCCCCGAGCGUAGGCGGGGCGCCGUGCAGCCCCGGACCCCUUUUUAAGGCGUCUGCCGGGGGUGGAAGGCCUCAAAAGGGGGCCAAGUGGCCUCCCUUCUCCGCUCCCUUCCAGCUGCCUGGCUGUUGCCUACAGGCCUCCCAUGCAGGUGGGAGGCUUCAAAAGGGGCCCAGGGGAUCGCUUGCGCCCCGUCCAGGUGCCUGCUUGUGCCCUAAGUGCCUCCGAUAUGCCUCGCCGCCGCAGCAGUGCGCCGGUAAUAGAAGGCCUCCGAAGGCGGAAAAAGGCGAGGGGCUGCACCCCCUGAGCCGUGCAGCUUGUACCCUCCGGGCCUUUGGUCAUCGGCUUGCUUGCUCUUGCGACCGUGGCCGCCCCUUAUAUCCUGGAGGCCUCCCGCCUGCGAGGGUCAGCAGGGGCCAGGAGGUCCCUGGGGAACCCGCUGAGAGGCGCAAGGGGAGGCCCGCGCCAAGUUUUGGCGCCUUCUACCACUAGAAUCCGCGAAAAUCAGUGCGGAAAAGCGCGCGCGCGCCAUCACAGACCAUACCACAAGGGGGGCACCGUGCCGCCCUGAGUCAUAGCGCCCUUGGGGCUUUCUUCCUUCUCAAUGAGUGGAAUCUAGUCCCCUCCAUCAUCAUUAUCACCACCAUCAUUUUUAUUUAGAUGGCCGGAAAAGGUUUCCUCGGCUUAGUUCCCUAGGGUCUGGUCUCAGCGUUGAUUUGGCAGGUCAAAUCGGAGAAGUAAGGAUUGUUAUCACUCUUGACCCGAAAAACAGUUGAACAUCUGGGGUUAUUCGGUGUCGCUGAUUUUGUGGAUUGCGUACCCGUUUUUCAUCAACUGGGAAAAGUUCGGCAUGAUGUACUGGAUUGAGCUCGCGGGAACAGUUGUCUUAUGUUGCAUAUCCACUUACUUAGUUCAACAGAUGAAGGUACAGGAUAGUUGAAAGGCCUCAAAGGUGUUAGCAUAACACAUAAAAGAGGAUCCAUGACAUGAUCUGCAAGCUGUAGUUAUCAAGUAGAAAGAAAAAUGGACACAGGAGUAGAUGAGACAAAAAAGAUGGGCGGCUUCUGUAGUGGGUUCUAAUUAUCAUCGCAGCAACUUAUUGGGGAAUGCUCGCCAUGGAGAUGCCGCAAGCUUAUGAUUUUUCACCUUCCAACUAUUUUUCUGAGUACUAGAGACAAAAUAAAGUCAGAGAUAGAAAGCGAGGGAAUAUUAACUAAUGCAAUGGUAACGUAACUAACAGCAUCAACGCUCAUCUUCAUAUGAAGUUAGUAGAUCUUCUACUUCCAUUUGUAUGGCAUUAUUCCAUACUUUCCGUUUUUAGUAGAAUUUACGGUUAGAAGUUAAGAUCAUCAUGAAGUAUGAUUUCAUCGCUGCCGGCACGACCUCGUCUACAUGAUCUACUCCUUCUCUCCCACUCCCUCUUCUAAUCUGCGCAGCGUGACGCGAAUUUCGACACCUCCUUGAUGUUUGUCCUCAAAUGGUCAGCGUUGGUCAGUUCCAUCGUCAUGUUAAGGCUUCCUUCAAUCUUCCAUCUACAACUUCAGAGAAGUCAUGAUCCUAGUCAUUCUAGGACAGGAGAGACUCAACACUUCUAGCAUAGGGAAAAGAUGACAUCUAGGAUGCAGCUUCUCGAGAUGGAUUAGGGUGCGCAGCUCUAAUCAUGUUGGCAGCCCCCGUGAUGAUGAUCUUCAGAUCGAUCGCGGAGAAGAACAGCGCUUACUUGGGCCCCGUUGGCUUGAACAUCAUUGGUAUCACUCUCACCGCAUUCUGUUAAGGCUUUCUACUUAAUCACUAUGCAUUUACAUAUUAUAGAAGAUAGUUCUUGUUCAUCUUGUUUCUUUGAAGUUCACGUUUGGCUCAGUUCAUUAGAAGUUCAUCUUUUUUUUCUUUGAUGCAUCCUUGAAAAUGAGAAGCGCAUCAGCUCGGAGUAUCUAUCACGACAGGGAAAAAAAAUACUAAUACUUUUCUCACAUGCAGCGCAUACUUUUCUUCAAGAGAUAUCUCUGUCUAUGACUCUUCUAAGAUCGAACACUAGAGAAGUUCAUGGCUAGACUCUCCUCUAAUGUUCGGUCGUGAACGGGUACUGCUACAUGGACAACUGGGCUGCCUGGUUGCCCAACCUCAUCGGGUGCAUCUUUCAAACCACGACCUUCGUCGUCCGCCUUUUCGUCGUCGACGCUCCGGCUGAUGGAGCCCUCCGAUCAUCCAAGACGAGUGUUCACGACGAGGAUUAUGGUUUCAGAAUUUAGAUCACUUCUGGUGCUUUAUAAUUUCUAAGAUCGGAUUAUGGUUUCUAAGGGUAGGACCGUGUAUUCGGACCUGCUAAUCCCUUUGAUUUUGUUGUAGAAAACACUUACAAAGGAGUGUUUAGAAGGCACAAUUCGACUGAAAGGCCUCAAAACUACUUGACCACGUAGUUAACGAGGGCACAGGACAUGACAUGUCAGGUGUGAACUAAAUAUGCUUGGAAGCCAUAAUCCUCGUCAUCUCCAGGGCUUCCGAGCUCAAAUUUAGUUCACUCCUGGUGAUCCUUUGUACUAAUUUCUUUUUACAAAUAUGUCAAAAAUCACUACCUAGAAGUAGACUAGUUGUCUACUAGUACUUCUAUUUAGAAGAUUCUGUAAUAAUGACUACUUAGACCUCCUAUCAUCUUCUAGAAAAAGCACUAGGCGUCUACUACUUGUUCUGUAGUUUCUACUACAUCAUCUCUGUACUAGUUUCUACUAUGAACCGGUUAGUUUUUACCUCUAGAGAUCUAGCCCUUUCAACACUACAUCAUGAUCUCCAAGCAAAUAAUCUUCUACUACAUCAUCUAAGCAAAGUCCACGCCCUUUUUGACGGCUCCGGUUGAAGUCGGUGACGGCGCGGUUACCGGUGGAGAAGAGGCCUAAACGUUGAAGAAACAUCAACAAAGAUGUUUGGACUGAGAUGAAAGGAGAAGCGGAAAAGAAAGGAUCGUGUGGAGGAAAAAAGUUCUUUAACUAUUUUUAAAGAUGUUGUACUAGUGAGACUCAGGGGCUGACAGGACCACGACAGUGCCGGCGCUUAGUUAUUAGUAGAUAAGUACUCGCUUGACAACAUUGGCUUUCCUUCUUUCGGUUUUUGUUUUUGUCUAGUUAGGUCUGCUCCACCUUCAACAUCAGAGAAAUUCGAAGAACACACACAGAAGAGACGCAGGGAAGUCGUCGGUCCAGUUCGAAUCGACUAACGUCACUCAUCAGGUCUGCUCCACCACAACUAUUAAAGAUGUGCUAGCUCUUGUCACGGGUCGUACUAUUACUAGAAGAUGAAGGACUUAAUAGGUUAGCGUGGUCACGAGAAGGGUUUACGGGACACAGACGGGGGAGGAAGAUGUUGGAGGGAGUGGCGUGAGUCUGAACGCGGUUCUUUCUAGCUUGAUCCCAAGGAUAAACAUAAUAAAGCACCCUAGUUUAUAUGUGUACUAUGAGGAUGACCUACCAAAACCUAAUUGCUUAACAUGCAUACAGAAUCCGAUCAGAAAAGAGUUGUUCUCUUCAACUUCAUACCAUAAAAGUUUUGACCAUGAUAGAUGUUUACCCCUUGAUCUUGAACUUGAUGUAUGAUACAACAAUGAAAAGACUUGCGAAACAAGAAUGCAAUAUGCGCACCUAGUACUGUACUGACGUGCAACCUCGUUGUACUGACGUACCUCGUUGUACUUCUGACGUACUUGGUACUUACGUAGUACGUCGUUGCACUUCUGGUGACAUACCUCGUUCUUGUACUUCUCCUGACGUACCUAGUACUGACGUAUUUAUUGCGCACGACGUAGCACCUAGCACUUAUCCACGUGAGAAGGACGUAAGUAGCAACUAUUCAGUUGAGGCGGACGGGUGACGUAUUAUGAACCUAUCUGACGUAGUACUCGUACUAGAUCAUCUACAGAAAAAUGAAUAUUAUUGUAAAGCUGUGCAUAAGCAUAAUGAGCUGUAAAUGUCCCUGAAUGGAUAUUGAACAGGUAUUAGUAGAGGAGUGAUCAUAACAGAUUAUUAUCAUCAUAACCAAAACAUGACCAUCAUACAAGACGUUCAUAUCAUGAUCAAAUUUAAUCAUCAUUAUUCAAUUUACUUAUUUACAACAUUAUUAACAACGUACUACUUACUAGACCUCCUGCUCUGGUGUCUGGCACUGACAUGAAGAUCAUCAAAUCUAAUAUUCGCAUUCCUAUCAAUUCGCAUUCCUAUCAAUUGUCAUCAUAAUGAUCAUACUUACAAUGAAACACAGCACUUCAACACCUAUGACUCAGUGAACAUCAACUACUACAGAACAAACAAACUGUCACGCAUUCCUCUGCAGCGCAUAAGAUCGGUUAUGCGGUCCAAUAAAGGGGGCGUUAUACAACCAAGAGAUUGUAGUUGAAGAGAAUUAGCGACUGGUAGUCCCUCUGCGGGCGACAAUCCUCGGUGGACCAAUGUACUUACAUUCUUAGAAGUUUACUCCACCGUGUUGGUUCAUCAUAAUUGUUAAUAAGUAGAUUACCUCGUUCUACUAGGUAGUGCUUCUAAUAGUGCUAUCUACUAGCAGAGGACAAAAAA
Molecule: messenger RNA, 8301 nt
Organism: Amoebophrya sp. A25
Lineage: Eukaryota; Dinophyceae; Syndiniales; Amoebophryaceae
Source: the annotation of a GenBank genome assembly